Molecule: messenger RNA, 763 nt
Organism: Triticum aestivum (bread wheat)
Lineage: Eukaryota; Viridiplantae; Streptophyta; Magnoliopsida; Poales; Poaceae
Product: translation initiation factor IF-2
Exons: 2
Coding region: 1-555 (184 amino acids)
Source: RefSeq, a predicted model, not a curated record
AUGAUCGCCGGGCGCGGCACCGCCCCGCAGCAGCCACCUACUCCGGUCACCGACGCCUCACGUGGGCGCGGGCGCGGACGCUGCCGCAGACGCGGCAACAACCAGUCCUCCUCGCCGGCCCCCUCUUCACCACGGCCGCCGCCCAUGCCCGCUCCAGCGCCCGGGGCCAACUCCUGGACCGGUCUCGUCCAGGCCUGGCCAAUGGCCUGGCGCGCCCCCGGCUCUGGUGUCCUCGGGCCGCGGCCUGGCACGCCCCAUCAGCAGGCUAUGAUGGCUGCACCGACCAUGCCCAUGCCUUCUCUGUACGGCUAUGGCGCUCCCGGCGCGCUCCCUGGCUAUGGUCCGCCUGCUGGCUACAGGCACCCCGGGGCGAGCUCGUCGUCCUCGCCGGUUCCUGCCUGGGACAUGGCCUCUCUGCAGGCCGCGCUUCACAGCGCCACCGCCGGGCCGUCGUCUUCCGGCACCUCCCAGGAAUGGUACCUCGACUCUGGGGCCGCGUCACACAUGUCAUCCUCGCCUGGACCUUCGAACCAAGGCGGUGAUCCUCCGAUGUAACUCCGGCGGCGAUCUCUACCCUGUGGGCCGUCCCUCGUCUUCCUCCUCACGGUGGUUUGCUGGCACUGUCACGAUCGAUCUCUGGCACCAGCGACUUGGGCACCCCGGGCGCGCGUCGUCAGCAGCUCUUCCGCUUGAGUUCACCAAGUCCACGCCGCAUGUAUGCCAUGCAUGUCGCGUUGGCAAGCACAUCCGUCUCCCGUUUGAG